AGUAGGUAGUUUGUCAGCUGAUGAGAGGAAUCUGAGCUGAAAAGAUGCUUAUUUGGAUCCAGACAGGGCAUCCACAUAGAUACACUCAUCAUAUACCAACAGCAAGUGAGGACAGGCGCUGGUUAUCGAGUAUCAAAGAUGCCCUUGUAGCAUCCUCCGCAACCAGCCAAAGCAGAGCCUAUUCUGCAGUCACAAGGAUGCAAGAAAUGAGCACAGUAAAAACCAAAAAAAAUACAGUGUUGUUUACAGAGCCAUUGUUGGCGCUGUUGAGCUUCAUGUAUAAUCAUACUGACAGAGACUAAGUAUAAGUACUCAAUCAGAGACUGACAGGCAGACAAGAACUCAAACACAGAGAGGCACUGAAGCUGAAGCAGCAGUGCCCAAAAGACUGAGAGAAGACAUCGAUCGAGGAUUCGAGAGAUGGCCGCCGCGACGGCGUUGGAGGGCGUGAGCGUGACCCACCGGACGCUGGACGUGAACGGCAUCAAGAUCCACGUCGCCGAGGCCGGCUCCGGCACCGGCACGGCCGUGCUGUUCCUGCACGGCUUCCUGGAGCUGUGGCACUCGUGGCACCACCAGCUGCGGUCCCUGUCCGCGCUUGGCUACCGCUGCCUAGCCCCCGACCUCCGCGGCUACGGCGACUCCACGGCGCCGCCGUCGCCGUCCUCCUACACGGCGUUCCACCUCGUGGGCGACGUGGUGGCGCUCCUCGACGCGCUCGCCCUGCCGCGGGCGUACGUCGUCGGCCAGGGCUGGGGCGCGCUCCUGGCGUGGCACCUCGCCACGUUCCGCCCCGACAGGGUGCGCGCGCUCGUCACCAUGAGCGUCGCCUUCAUGCCCCGCAACCCGGCCGUGCGGCCGCUGGAGCUGUUCCGCCGCCUCUACGGCGACGGCUACUACUUGCUCCGGCUGCAGGAGCCUGGCGCCAUGGAGGCCGAGUUCGCGAGGAUGGACACCCGGUUCAUCUUCAGGAAGAUCCUCACCACCCGCGACACCGGCGCCAUCUCGCUGUCGCCGGAGUGGUGGGGGCCGCAGGACCAGGACAUCCCGCUGCCGCCGUGGCUCACCGAGGAGUACGUCGACCGACUCGCCGCCAAGUUCGACGAGACCGGGUUCGCCGGCGCCAUGAACUUCUACCGCUGCCUCGACCUGAAUUGGGAGCUGACGGCGCCAUGGACAGGGGCGAAGGUGGCCGUGCCGACCAAGUACAUCGCCGGCGAGCAUGCCAUGUCGUACAACUACACGGGGGUGCAGGAGUACAUACACAAGGGCGGGCUCAAGGGCGACGUGCCGGGGCUGGAGGAGGUGGCCGUCAUCGCGGGCGCCGCGCACUUCAUCCACCUCGAGAAGCCCGAGGAGGUCACCGAGCACAUCUACCAAUUCAUCAAAAAGUUCUGAGAGUGUGGCUGUUUGUUCAUCAGGAACUCGUUCCGGAAGAUAUCAUUUUAGGCCUUGUUUAGUUCCAAAAAAUUUUGUAAAAUUUUUCAGAUUUCCCGUCACAUCGAAUCUUUAGACGCAUGCAUGGAGUAUUAAAUAUAGAUGAAAAUAAAAACUAAUUGCACAGUUUGGUCAGAA
This is a messenger RNA of Sorghum bicolor (sorghum), 1575 nucleotides long. RefSeq names its product epoxide hydrolase A. NCBI's taxonomy places the organism in Eukaryota, Viridiplantae, Streptophyta, Magnoliopsida, Poales, Poaceae. Gene Ontology annotation, molecular function: hydrolase activity. The coding region runs from base 421 to 1398 and encodes 325 amino acids. The record is from RefSeq and is a predicted model, not a curated record. The transcript is spliced from 2 exons.